Messenger RNA from Aplosporella prunicola CBS 121167, 1409 nucleotides. RefSeq lists its product as uncharacterized. NCBI's taxonomy places the organism in Eukaryota, Fungi, Ascomycota, Dothideomycetes, Botryosphaeriales, Aplosporellaceae. The record is from RefSeq and is a predicted model, not a curated record. The transcript has 6 exons. The coding region runs from base 1 to 1011 and encodes 336 amino acids.
AUGUCCCAGAACAUUCUCAUCACGGGUGCUUCAGGCUACCUUGGAGGAACUCUUCUUUCUCGAUGGAACGAGGCCAGACUGGACGGCUACGACAAACUGUUCGCCCUUUACGGCGCUGUACCCUUGAACUUUUCCCUAGACGACCAAGAUGCCAUCACCGAGGCUAUUACGAAGCACCGCAUCAAUAUUGUUUGCUUCAUGGUUGAUGUUGUCUCUUCGGAUGCUCAAUUGCGCUUUAUUAAAGCCCUGGCGACACUGAAACAGGAGACGCAUCAGGAAGUGCACCUCUUACACACAUCCGGCGCAAAAUUGUUCUCAGCCCGUGCCGGAGCCCCGACCGACCGCGAAAUUUCGGAUGCAGACCCGAACCUUUACGACAUUCAAAAGCAGCAAACCCCUGAAAAUGCUCUGACGCAGAAGGCAGUAAAUACGAACAACACCAUCGUCGAACAAGACGAAGCCUCUGGAGUCAGAACCUACAUCUUUGUUCCCUGCCUUGUCUACGGCAAAGGCGAAGGAUUUGGAAACCAAAUCUCCAUCCAAACCGUCGCCGCCGUAAAAGCCGCCAAAGCAACUGGCCAAGUCUACAAAAUCUCAAAAGGCCGCCCAGUCUGGCCCGUCUGCCACGUCUUGGACAACAACACUCUCUACGUGAGCCUCCUCCGCGCGAUCCUGAACAACGAGAACCCCGACCACGGCCGCCACGGCUACUACCUCGCGGCCUCGGGCAGCAUCGUCGUGGACGACCUUUACGUCGCCAUGGCCGCGGCGCUGGCGAAGCGCGGCAUCGUCAAAACCGACACUGUCGAAUACGCGGACGAUGCCGCGCUCGAGAAGAUUGGGCGCGCGUUGGGCUGCGACCCGGCUCAUGUGGAGGUCCAUCUCGGCGGUUUGUGUACGCUUACUGCUGCGCGUGGGGCGCGGCUUGGUUGGAAGCCGCAGUUUUCGAAGGAGCAUGCUUUUGAGGCUGCGGAUGAGGAGGUGGAUUGGAUUUUGCGCUGUUUGGAGUAGUCGGCUUUGAAGGUGUGGUCUGUCUGUAACUAUUCUUAGGGAGCUAAAAAGAUCAUGUUCACAGAGUGUUAAGCGGUUUCGACACGAGCUGUUGGUAGUCUAUGCGCGACAGUACGGACGCCUUCAUGUAGGUCUGGUGGCAGAAUCUUCGCGUGAAUAUUAUAUUCUUUUCCCACUUCUAUUAGUAUCUAUUUAGUAGGCUUUGAAUGGAUUUCUGUCCGGACAAGGUUAGUAUACAAUGCACGACUUUGGUACGCUACAGCAGCGCGUUAAUCGGAUUCAUGGUACUCGUCAAAUUAUGUCAAUAUGUCACUCUUUCCUUUCUUCAUUUGUUACUUUCUUUCCUACUCUCCUAUAUUCUCGGGUCUUCACUUUCACCAACCGCGCCAGACUUCUAC